Aspergillus viridinutans is the source of this 2352-nucleotide messenger RNA. RefSeq lists its product as uncharacterized. Gene Ontology annotation, molecular function: ATP binding; ATP hydrolysis activity. The record is from RefSeq and is a predicted model, not a curated record. Lineage: Eukaryota; Fungi; Ascomycota; Eurotiomycetes; Eurotiales; Aspergillaceae. The transcript has 6 exons. The coding region runs from base 1 to 2352 and encodes 783 amino acids.
AUGGCCUAUACCGACGUUGAAACCUCAGUCACUCUUCAAGUGGUUGAUGAUGCGAAACUCUCUUCCCCAGGGGAAAGCGAAGCAUUGGUCGCUACUGAGCAGGUCGAAAGAUCGGAACAUUUGUUUCAGCCCAUCAAAUAUUCCUAUGAGUGCUUUAACUAUGAUGGCAGGAACUUUACAGAGAGUCACGCUGCCCCCUUGAAUCUCGAAGUUGUGAAAGAGGCUGAGCAGCUCGUCGCAGAGGAGCAGUCCUGCGUGUUUGAGAUAGCGACGGGAGUCGAGGUCAAGCGGCCUCGUAAUGGGGCUCACGAAGAUGAUUAUGAAUAUUCACUGACCUGGAUGGAGGUGCGCGCGAUCAAUGAGGCCAAGAUGAUAAUUCACUCGCUGCCGUUGCUGGAUGCCAUUCGAGAAAUAGUCAAGUUCUACCCGAGCCAGAAUCUCAUCGGUGACAAGGUCACGGUCUACGAGCCAUAUAUGGUGUUAAUCCAUCACAUCCGGGAACUGAAAGAGCUGAAGGAUCGAUUAGAGAGCAGUGUCGCCGCCAGACCCGAUGAUCAUAUUUUGGAAAAGUGCCGCCACAUUCAGGUCCUGCUUGAUUUCUUGAAUCCCAGGUUUCAACGGACGUUGGCCCAAGCUGACAAGCGACUGCUCAAAGAAACGCCCACUGUUGUCUUCGAGGACAUCUGGUACCUUCUGAAGCCGGGAACUUUGGUCUACUUCCUCCAUGAUGGUCUAUGGCUUGGUGGCGCUAUUGAAAGUGUGAGUCGCAGGAGCAAAGACAGUGACAAGAAAGAGGCCUGGAUAGUCAACAUCUGGUUCCAGGAUGUUGGAGCGCAUUCACACGUGCUUGCCUGCGCUCCUCAUUCCAUUAUCAUAGAGGCCUUUGAUGGUGAGAAACUUGUUACCAGUCUGCCAGUGCUCCCAUGCCAGAUUCACGACCGUCAGGACAAUGGCACAAGACGGGCGGCGUUUCAGAAAAGGGGUGCUUUAAUUGCUGACAUCAUGUGGAGUGGCUAUAAGUACAUGAAAUAUAGUGGGAUGACAAUGGAUAAGAAGAAGAGAAAGGUAACCCAUCUCCGAACACAUAAGAACGCAGUUGCUGACGUCCUCAAGUAUGAAGGCCCUAUUAUAAUCGGUCCCUGUGACCUAGAGACCGAGUUUCCCGAAAGCGACUGGAUAUUUGAUUGGAGUCCAACCGAUAUCCUGAAUGCAAAGGCCGAAGAUAAAGAUAAUCGAGACCCCAUCCAUCCGACACUUCCACUUGAUCUAAACGUCGAUGMAAGUGAUAAAUCGCUGCUUUCCGAUGAUCACUUCUUAAUGAUGGUCCCAAUCAUGGCUGCAUUUGCUUUGUCGACUAAGACUUGGGAGUUUGUGAAUAUUGACUGGGCAAUGGAGAUGGAUAAACCAGACGCCAUCCCGGACGCAAACACAAACCCCGAAAAUCUCGACAUCAUCAAAGCCUUAUCAGAUCGCCAGAUUAAAACAAAGACUCCUUGGUCUGCAGAUUUUAUCAAGGAUAAAGGAGAAGGCGUUGUGGUGCUACUUCAUGGACCCCCUGGAGUUGGAAAGACAUAUACCGUAGAAUCAAUAGCAAUCAACACCGGUCGUCCCUUGAUCAGCCUGACAAUGGGAGAUCUUGGGACCGAGGAAGACGCGAUAGAAACCCAUUUGACGAAAUGGUUUGCACUUGCUCAGAAAUGGCGGGCAAUUCUGCUUCUGGAUGAGGCAGACAUUUUCCUCGAACGUCGAGAACACAAAGAUCUCGCCCGCAAUGGAAUAGUUUCUGCUUUUCUCCGAAAGAUGGAGUUUUUCAGGGGUUUGCUUUUCCUGACUACCAACCGAGUCGGCCACAUCGAUGAAGCAUUCAUUUCACGGGUCCAUGUCAUCAUCGGCUUCGAGAAGUUAGACCCCGAUCAGCGCAGAAAGAUCUGGAGAAGCUUCCUGGAUAAGCUCCGCGCUGAACGGAAGGGCAAGAUUCGGGUCACCCCGGCCUGCGUCAAUUAUGUGCUGGGAGACGAGAUGAGCUCCAUGGAGUGGAAUGGACGUGAGAUCCGGAAUGCGUUGCAGACGGCCAUUGCCCUAGCCGAAUACGACCUUCGUAGGAGCGAAGACUAUGAAGAAGGGAUGGAGAUCACCGUUGAGGGCAUUCACUUCCAGAAGGUUAUGAAAAUGAGCCGGACCUUCCGCGAAUAUAUGAACAGCAUCCAGCGGGAUACAGAGGAAUAUCGCGCCACAAAGUUUUACGGCCGCAACGACUAUUUUCGGACGGAUAAUCCUUCAACUGCGUCAUCUGCCACGCAGAAUCCGAGACCGGUACAGUUCGCUGGGCGGGAGAAGCAUGAUUUUGUAUAG